Drosophila montana is the source of this 2390-nucleotide messenger RNA. RefSeq lists its product as uncharacterized. Gene Ontology annotation, molecular function: chitin binding. The transcript has 8 exons. Bases 492 to 2387 code for a protein of 631 amino acids. Gene Ontology annotation, cellular component: extracellular region. The record is from RefSeq and is a predicted model, not a curated record. Lineage: Eukaryota; Metazoa; Arthropoda; Insecta; Diptera; Drosophilidae.
AUGCGCUGGGAAACGCGCUGCGAGAUGCCAAUGUUCCUACUAAAUGACUGCGUCGAAAAUGAAAAUAUUUUAUACGAUAAUUUAAAUACAAACAUACAUAUCUAUAAUGUGUAGGUUCCCAAAUAUAUAUACGCACAGACAGUUCUGAACGGGCGACAGGCGACAAAUGUUUCAAAAACGAAAUCUUUUAGAAGAAACUACGAUAUAUAGUAAGUUUUAGUACGUAUUAAAUGCAUCAAAUUUUCCCAACUGUGCAAAAAGUACCCAGAACUGAGUCAUCAUAUAACGCCGAACUGCUAUCGCACAAAUUAAAAUGUUUUUUAAGUAUAAGAGCAUAACAGCCAGGUCUCUCAAGGAGAUGAUGAUGAUGGUGAUAAGAGGUAGCAUCUGUUAGUUAAAUUGAUUUCGAAGAAACAAAGAUAUCUACCAUAUAAAUUGAGUUGCUGCGGAAUGACGACACCAGUCAAGUUGGAAAAGUGUCAAGAAAUAGAAUGAUAUCCUUCAAAUUCCUUGGCCCUGUAGCAUACUGUCUGUUAUUCUUGCAAUGUGCAUACGUAAUAGCUGAGAGUGAUCGCACAGAGAUCGAUCUAGUUGAGGCCCCAGGCCCUGGCGACGAUGAAAUAAUACUCGAUGGCACUCUUUAUCCGGGCAACAUUAGCCUCUGCAAGGAUGUUGCCAAUAGAGUGUUUCUGCCGUAUGUAGGAGACUGCAGAAAGUAUUACCUGUGCUGGGAUGGCAAGGCUGUGGAGAAGCAGUGCAAUAAAGACUACGAGUUUAAUGCCCGAAACCAGAGUUGCGGAUAUCCAAAUAAAGCGGCAUGCAUGCCCGAAUGUGAAGAGUUCAAACUGACCACCUUCUGCUACGAUCGCACCUGCACCAAAUACGUGCUCUGCUAUUUUGGCAUACCGGUUCUGAGGGAGUGCCAUGAUGGAUUGCAGUACAAUGCGGAAACGGAUCGUUGCGAUUUCCCUCAAUAUGUGGACUGUGUGGAUAAUGAGUGCAUGCGACUAAAUGACACGACGGAGCUGUUGUUCCUGCCCAGCAAGGCUUCAUGCUCCAAAUACUUCUUGUGCGCAAAGGGCGUACCCAUGAACUACACAUGUGCCGAGGGAUUGUCUUUUAGCACCAGUUGCAAUUGCUGUGAUUAUCCAGAAAAGUCUGAUUGCCAGAUUACAGCAUUGAAGCGCAAUAUUCAGCCAUAUUCCCGUGUACCGCUCCGCAGAGCUGAUGUCAUCUGUCCAAGCCAUGGAGUUCACUUCUACGCCCACAAGUCGCGCCGUGAUGCCUACUACUACUGCUUAAAAGGACAUGGUGUUACCUUGGAUUGCACGCCGGGUCUGUGGUACGAUGCAAGUGUACAGGAAUGUCGUGAGCCCAAAUUUAUUGGCCACGUAGUAGUCGCUGCAGUUGCCGAUCGCUGGCAGGAACAGAUUGUCGACCACAUUGGAGCAAAUGUUAACUUCCGCCAGUCCACCGUCAAUGAGCAAUGCCAGGGACAGCACCAUCAGCAGUUGGUUGAUCUAAUUGUUGCACCUGAUCCGGAAGACGAUGUAGUGAAUGAUGAUGGAACUGUCCACCCAUUAGAUGAAAACGGCAUAAAUCUGAGCGAAGGUAUGGCAGAUUCAUUGCUGCCCUAUGUAGGCAACUGUUCCAGCUAUAUAAUCUGCGAAGGUGGUAAUAUAUCUUCUUACGGAAACUGUUAUGAAGAUGGAGCUUUUGAACAAGUUUGCGCUGAUGAUGCCACAGGUUGUGAGGUCCUUUUUGAUUACAAAUUCCAGGCUUGCGUAGGCAGCCUCGAAAAUGAUGUAAAGUGUCUGCCCGAAUGUGAAGAGUUCAAUCUGACCAGCUUCUGCUACGAUCGCACCUGCACCAAAUACGUGCUAUGCUAUUAUGGAAUACCGGUCCUGAGAGAGUGCCACGACGGGUUACAGUACAAUGCGGAAACGGAUCGCUGUGAUUUUCCCGAAUAUGUGGACUGUGUGGAUAACGACUGCCCUGAUCAAAUGUCAAUCUCAAAUAUUGUAUAUCUGCCCAGUAAGGCGCAGUGCUCCAAGUAUUUCAUCUGUUCCGAUGGCAUGGCUUGGCCACAGGAGUGUGCCAGUGGCUUGGUCUUUAAUCCCGAAUGCAAUUGCUGUGAUUAUGCCAGCAAAGUUGAGUGCCAAAAAACGGCCCAGCAGCGCAAUAUCCAGCCCUAUUCCCGAUCACCGCCUCGCCGUGCUGAUAUCACCUGUCCUAGCCAAGGUAUCCACUUCUAUGCCCACAAGUCGCGCCGCGAUGCCUACUACUAUUGCGUUGAGGGUCAUGGGGUUACCCUGGACUGUACUCCUGGCUUGUUGUACGAUUCCAAGAUACACGAAUGCCGUGAGCCUAAAUACAUUGCGGUCUAAAUC